Messenger RNA from Anthostomella pinea, 933 nucleotides. The record is from the annotation of a GenBank genome assembly. NCBI's taxonomy places the organism in Eukaryota, Fungi, Ascomycota, Sordariomycetes, Xylariales, Xylariaceae.
AUGGCUGGUAACCCCCGCAAGAACACCCCCGGUUCCAAUCACUCUGAGGGAGGUACUCAACGCUCUGCGAAACAAAAAGAUCCCCCCAUUUUCACUAAUGAUACUCCUUUUCCCACGGACAAGACCCCUCUGGUCAAGUUUCAGACCUGGUUCUUACUCCUCAAAAAGAAGUUCCAGAGCAAUGCGGAUCAUUUCGCCACUGAUGACAAAAAGAUUAUCUAUAUCAUAGGACAUCUCGGUGGUACAGCCUCUGACAACCUCCUACCCUUCAUUGAAGAAGAUGAGAACGGAAAACCCAUUCUCACGACAAGCCAAGCAGUCAUUGACUACCUGGAUGAGAGUUAUAAGAAUCAUCACGCAAAGGACAAGACGAACGAAUUGUUCGAUUUCCUGAAGAUGACCAAGGGUCAGGACUUCCCUGUUUUCAAGCUCGAGUUCGUGAAGCUCGCAGGCAUGAGUCGGAAGGUAAAGUCUACUUGGAAGAAGGAACUCUUUAAGCGACUUCUGGAUCGCCUUAACUCCAUCUCCUUUGAUAAGAAGGAUGACGACUUGAUGAAGGCAAAGAAAGAUAAGCCUGACGCGGCAAAGGCCCCGAAUAACAACAACACUCUCCCUGGUCCUCGACUCCCUCAACCCAUCCCGGGUGGGAACGGCAAUCGCGGAUCUCCCGAACCUGUUGAUCAUCAUGGCAUCGCUGUUGCAGGUACUGCUUCGAACGGCAAGAAGAUGUACGCGAAGCCCUCGUACGACCAGACCCAAUCCUUAAUCCCUAAGGGACAGUACUUCAUCUGUUACGAACCAGGUCAUCGCAGCCCUGAGUGUGAUCUGAAGGCCAAGUAUAAGAAGAUCGAGGAGGCUCGAAUCAGAGCGAUCAUGAGAGCCGCCCACGCUUCUAAUGCUUACAAGCUGAGCGAAGAGGAGGUAAAAGAUUAA